AUGGCAUCGUCUGGUAGUGGAGUAUCCAACGCGAGCGACCCGAUGGCCUUCACCUCUGCUGACGAGAUGGCCACCGACUCGGGAGUUUACACCUCAGACACCACGAGCACCGAUGAAGACGAUUUUCAGCCUUUUGCCCUACCGAUCUUUGGAGACGACGCACCCCUAGCUGAUGGCCCACCAGGAGUGGACCCACCCCUUGUUCCAAUCCCUGCCCCUCUCCCCUUCGCUGCAGUUCCCUUUGAGGAACAACCUCUCGACGCGUUACCCGAUGGUGACAUCGACCUACUCAUCGAGGGUCCCCCGGAGGGAGACCAGGAUGGUGGGGCCCCGGUAGAGGACGGUGUUCCGCUUGUUGUUGAACUUCCUGAUAUGGAGGUUCAUUCUGAUUCGUCUACCUCUGGUUCUUUUGAGUCGAUAGCUUCCUUUGUCCCACCGUCGGGAUUCGGUUACAUUCCUCAUGUUGACGGUGAUGAGGAGAUGGAGUUGGAGCAGCCUGCUGAGGCUCCUGUUCUCCCAGAUGAUCAGAUUCCUGUUAUGCCUGCUGAUCAUCAGCCCGCUCCAGUCGUUUCAAAGCCCAUUCUUGCCCUUGACCCUGUUCCUGUCAUUGAUGCGCCCGUUGUUGCACCACCAGCCGUUGAGAUUCCAGAUGUAGCACCCAUACCCGAUCCCAUGGCUAUCUUUGAUGACCUUGCACCGUUUGCUACCCACAUUGACCCGAGAUACGCUAACACCAGCAAUGGGUGGAUUGUGGAGGAUGACUACCCUUCGUAUGUAGUCCCAGUCACUCCCCCUACCGUACCUAUUUCUGCACCCCUUGAUAUUCCGGUAUUUCCUCCACCCACAUCUGAUGCCCAUCGUACCGACCUUCCGAUCACUUUCCUUCAGGACAUUCCUCCGCCCCAACCUGGGGAGGGAUCGUCGAGUCAGCCUUUCGGCCACACUCCAUUUAUGUCAGGGGAUAGUCAGUUCUUACCACAACUCCCUUAUCCUGAUUAUGCUCCACCCGUGUCAUCUACUGCUCCUUUCAUGUCUCAGUUUCCCCAUACCACUUCACAGGUUGCAUUACACCACACACUACACAUCCAACUUCAGCCCUGA
This is a messenger RNA of Helianthus annuus (common sunflower), 1101 nucleotides long. Its product is annotated as vegetative cell wall protein gp1-like. Lineage: Eukaryota; Viridiplantae; Streptophyta; Magnoliopsida; Asterales; Asteraceae. The record is from RefSeq and is a predicted model, not a curated record. Bases 1 to 1101 code for a protein of 366 amino acids. The transcript has a single exon.